Molecule: messenger RNA, 2391 nt
Organism: Solenopsis invicta (red fire ant)
Lineage: Eukaryota; Metazoa; Arthropoda; Insecta; Hymenoptera; Formicidae
Exons: 10
Coding region: 860-1903 (347 amino acids)
Source: RefSeq, a predicted model, not a curated record
AAUAAAGUAUGUGUAAUUAAAGGUUAAAAGUGUACCUUGAAAAAGUUUAGAAGUGCUCAAAAGUAAAAAUGCCUUAUAAUAAUUGUCAGUUAUUAUGUAUCGUCAUAUUAAGAUCACUGAAAAACGGCGAGCUACUAAACAAAUAACUCCAUAAGCAAUUAUUAGAAUAUGUCACCUAAUAACGGAGAUAAUAGAGAUUCAUCGACAUCUGCACAAGUUGUCCAAGGUAAUCAAGAAAGUGCGAAAAACGUAACAAAAAAGAGGAAAUUAGGAAAGAUUAUCAUAAUGAAUUAUGUUGCAUCGCUAGAUUGUUUCCAAUUAUUUUUGAAGAGGAAAUUGGAGCAGGCAAAAUCGCAGUUUUUAGCCGGAUAAAUUUAUAUUUUAAUAUUAAAAGGGGCGUCGAAAUAAGCGACAGCGAAGUCCAAAUUGAAAUGAGAGACAUGAGUCUCAAAUUUCCAAAUGAAAUUUCUUAUUGCGACGUCUCUGACGCUCGUCCUCGUGAUGCCGUCGGUACGACGUCGCCAUCGACGCUGCCGUCGGUCCUUGCGACGUCGCCGCCCUCGAUUCUCACGACGCCGCCGCCGUUGGUCCUUGCGACGCCGCAGCCGUCGCCGCCGUUGGUCUCCCCGACGUGGGAAUUGUUCAAAAUAUCGUCGAUGAAAACGCGGCACUUCCACAUAAUAUUGUGGACGAGAGAGAGAGAGAGAGAGAGAGAGAGACAAACCGGAGUAAAAUAACAAAUGUGUGUAUUGGGAAACCGGAGCACGUGGCGGUGUCGAGUCGCGGCGGUACCGAGUCAACUAUAAAUGGUGUGGUACGUUGUUAUUGGCGACGAGUGGUGCUCUGUUAUUCCCGACUCAUGGGUCUUCGAAAGCGAUUCAGUGAUUUGGUGGCCACCGAAAGGUAUCACUGUCACCACAGCAAUAUCAAAGGAAAUACAGUCCAACGAUACAUGGAGUCUAACUCCAAACAAACAGUUGAUUGGCCCAUUGUUUUUGUAGAGGAUAUUGGGAAAAUAUUUACAUUUCAAUUAACAGAAGUAGAAGCUGCAAGAGCAACUACAGAUAGUGUUUUUAUAUUAGACUUAGUUAAUAAAGAGUAUGCAAGGCAGAAGAAAACACAAAUUAGCAAGACCAAUGAGAGACUUGACCUUUGUAAUACAUUUAUGGAAAAAGAUUUAUCUCCUGUCCCGUGCUCAUCUAUCUCAGAGGUAAAUGAUUCUCUGGACAUCACAUCUGCACAAUCAGAUACCGUAUACUCAGUACCGCACACUUCAACACAAAAUGUUGAAGAGUCAACUGAUAAUGAAAAAACUUUAUUUAUAUGGUCAUCAAAGACUGUAUACUUACUCCUGGAGAAAUAUGAGGAACGAAUGAACGAAUUCUCUUCGGGAACAAAACGUCAUUCUAAAAUCUGGGAAAAUAUUGCAAGCGAGAUGAAUAAAGUUGAUCCAAAUAUUGCAGUAUCAGGACCACAAUGUCAGUCAAAAAUGAAUAGCAUGAAAAAAAUAUAUAGAAAAAUCAUAGACCACAAUAAUAUAUCUGGAAAUGAUCGAAAGUCAUGGCAAUAUUUUGAGAGAAUGAAUGAAUUAUUUGGAAAAUCAGGAUGGGCAAAUCCGAAAGCAACAGCAUCAGAUUCUGGACCUUCAUCUCUUGCAAAUUCAACAGAUGAAAAUAGCAAUAUCAAGAAACCUGCCAUUAAAAAAUUAAAAUCUGAUAAACUUUUAGAUGAAUUUGUGAAACAAAUGAAAGAAGAUAGACAGGAGAGAGAGAAGAAAAAAGAGGAAAGGCAAUUAAUUAUAUUGCAAGAACUAAAAGAACAAAAAGAAAAGCAGCAUAAAGAGAAAAUGGAUAUAAUGAAAACAUUCUGCGAAGCUAUUUCAGGCAAAAAAUUAUUUGACUAACUAUUUUUACAUGAAAGAUUUGAGUUCCUAUAUUGUGUGCAAUUUUUAAGUUAACUUUAUUGUAUUCAAAUUUUUUAUCUUUAGUCACUUUCUUCAUUUAUUUUCAUUUUAUAUUUUAUGUAUUUCUUGCUACUUACCAUUGUACUUACUGUGAUUUUAUUAAUUAUUCUGCGUUUUAAAAUAGAUAUGACAAUUGUGAUAUUGGUUUAAGCAUAAUAUCUAUGAACUUUAUUUUUUUUUAUGUAUGUUGUUUAAACAUAAUAUCUAUGUAUUUUAAUUUUUUUUUUAUGUAUUUUUAUGUUUAAGUAUAAAGAUAUACUAGAAUAGGUGCACACAACAAUAAAAAAAUGUAAAGACUGAUUCAAAUUAAUUUGCAUACAUUUAUUCAUUUUUAUAAAGAUUUAGUUGAUGAGGAAAUAGUUUAUAAGAGUUAAUACAUUAAAAAGAUUUUAUAAAUUACGCAAAUACACGUUCAUUAUCUCUCAUUA